Messenger RNA from Cynara cardunculus var. scolymus (artichoke), 1972 nucleotides. Its product is annotated as probable methyltransferase PMT15. Gene Ontology annotation, molecular function: methyltransferase activity. Lineage: Eukaryota; Viridiplantae; Streptophyta; Magnoliopsida; Asterales; Asteraceae. Gene Ontology annotation, cellular component: cytoplasm; endosome; trans-Golgi network. The transcript has 6 exons. Bases 1 to 1923 code for a protein of 640 amino acids. The record is from RefSeq and is a predicted model, not a curated record.
AUGGCGGGACAGAGUACGCCGUACUACACCCCUACCUCCAAACCCACCGCCACCUCCGCCCAUCUCCUAAAAAAAAACGUCUUUUUGGUUGGUCUUGUCUUAUUCCUCUGUUCUUUCUUCUACUUAUUUGGUUCAUGGCAACCCCGCAUCGCCACCACUUCCACCGUCACAUCCCUCCGCACCACCACCGUCAACUGCGCAACCACCUCCACUUCCACCCCUUUCAACUCAACCGUCGGCGACACCACAACCGACUCACCUAAAGACCUAGACUUCACCACCCACCACUCCGCCGCCAUAGACGACGGCUUCACCCUCAAAAACUACCCACCGUGUUCCGUCAAGUACUCCGAGUACACACCAUGCCAGGACCAAAAAAGAUCCUUAAAGUUCCCGAGAGACCGGCUCAUAUACCGUGAAAGACAUUGCCCAGAGAAAGACGAGCUCCUUAAAUGCCGUGUGCCGGCGCCGUUCGGUUACAAGAACCCAUUUAAAUGGCCGACGAGCAGAGAUCUAGCAUGGUACGCCAAUGUACCACACAAAGAUCUGACCGUCGAGAAAGCGGUCCAGAAUUGGAUCAGGUUCGAGGGUGAUCGGUUUAGAUUCCCCGGCGGCGGGACCAUGUUUCCGAACGGUGCUGAUGCUUAUAUCGACGAUAUUGGAAAGCUCAUCAAUCUUAAGGACGGGUCGAUCCGAACGGCCAUUGAUACGGGUUGUGGGGUGGCAAGUUGGGGAGCUUAUCUGCUUUCGAGAAACAUUAUAGCGAUGUCCUUUGCUCCAAAAGAUACGCAUGAAGCUCAAGUACAAUUUGCUUUAGAGCGUGGUGUUCCCGCUUUGAUCGGAGUCAUCGCUUCCAAGAGGCUUCCAUACCCUUCUAGAGCUUUUGAUAUGGCUCAUUGUUCUCGUUGUCUCAUCCCUUGGGGUCAAUAUGAUGGAGUAUACUUGAUUGAAGUGGAUCGGGUUCUUCGACCCGGUGGAUACUGGAUCCUUUCUGGCCCGCCCAUCAAUUGGAGGAACCAUUGGAAAGGAUGGGAAAGAACAGAAGACGAUUUAAAUGAAGAACAAACGCAAAUCGAAAGAGUUGCCAAGAGUCUUUGCUGGAAAAAAGUGGUUGAAAAGGGUGAUCUUUCCAUUUGGCAAAAACCCAUCAACCAUUUGAAUUGUAAAACAAAUCGCAAAAUUACCCAAAACCCACCUCUUUGCCCCGUUCAAAAUCCUGAUUCCGCAUGGUACACGGAUAUAGAAACAUGUUUGACUCGAUUGCCAGAAGUCUCGAGUAGCGAAGAAGUUGCCGGUGGGGCCAUAGCGAAUUGGCCAAAGCGAUUAGACAUGGUUCCUCCUAGAAUCAUUAGUCAAAGCAUCGAAGGCGUGACACCAGAGACUUUCCAAGAAGACGUCUUGUUAUGGAAGAAGAGAAUUUCCUACUAUAAAACCGUAAACAAUCAAUUGGGACAACCCGGGAGAUACCGUAACGUUCUUGACAUGAACGCAUUUUUAGGCGGUUUUGCAGCUUCACUCGUUAAAGAUCCUCUAUGGGUCAUGAACAUAGUCCCCGUUGAAGCCAAAGUCGAUACACUUGGUGCAAUUUACGAACGUGGACUUAUUGGAACAUAUCAAAGCUGGUGUGAGGCCAUGUCUACUUAUCCUAGGACAUACGAUCUAAUUCAUGCCGAUUCGGUUUUUACUUUGUACAAAGACAGAUGUGAGAUGGAAGAUAUAAUGCUGGAAAUGGACAGAGUACUGAGGCCCGAAGGGAGUUUGAUAGUAAGAGCUGACGUGGAUUUGUUGGUGAAAGUGAAGAGGAUAGCAGAUGGCUUAAAUUGGGAAAGUCAAAUAGUUGACCAUGAAGAUGGACCGUUGGAAAGAGAGAAGCUUCUAUUUGCCGUUAAAUUGUAUUGGACUGCUCCUGCGGAUUCUGACUAAUUCCAUUCCUUAGAUGUUUUCUUUUUUUAUUUUUUAUUUUGAAUUAUUU